UGCCGUAGAAUACCAACGAAGAAGAAGAGGCCCGACGACGACGCAGAAGAGGAAGAAGAAGAAGAAGCAGUAUUGACAUUCUUUAUUUAUAAUCUAAACAUUAUUUUCAACGUGGUUCAAGUGAAAAGAUGCCAACACAAAAAAAAUGUCCAACAUGCCAGGCAAGCAUCGGGGUUGCCAGUAAGGUGUGUAAGCACUGCGGGGCCAGGCAGCCUUACAAAAAAAAGUUGGAGCAGGCAAAGGAAAAAAUAUCUCUACAGUGGAAGGAGACACAGAAAAAGAAUAAAAGCGUCAACAAAGUCUAUGAUGCUACUAAUUUAGUGCUCCAUAAGUGGAACCAGUUGGAUCGGCAUCCUAUACUCCUGCUGGCCAAGAGGACAGGGAAGGGUUUUGUGGCUGAGUGCCUUUGUCCCCAGCCAAUGCCCACUCAAGGGGCACGUGAUGCACUCCUCACUAUACAGAGAAUUUAUGAAAGUAUUCUUAAUGUGGCCCUGACAAAGGAAACUGAGGCUGAAGAGACUCUAAGGAACGAGACUGAAGAGAUUCGAAAGAAUGAGACCGAAGAGAUCCAAAAUAUUGAGACUGAAGAGAUUUUAAAGACGGAGACUGAAGAGAUUCAAACUGCUGAGAGUGAACAAACUCUAAAGACUGAGCCUGAAGACGCUUCAGCAGCUGACACUCUUCUCCUCCCAUCUGCCAUUCUGCCCUUUGUGGUGCCUGGCCCUGCCUCUGGUCCCAUGUCAGUGUCCAGAUCUGAGCUUUCUCCUCUAUCUGACUCCGUCAUCUCCUUUAUAGUCACUCCUGUGUCUGCCUCCCUGCCCUCUACUCUAUCUACCUCCAUGGCACCUGUGUCUACCUCUCUGCCCUCUACUGUAUCUACCUCCCUGGCCCCCGGGUCAGCCUCUUUGCCCUCUACUCUGUCUGCCUACCUGCCCUCUACUCUGUCUGCCUCCGUGCUCUCUACUCUAUCUACCUCCCUGGCCCCUGCUCUAAAAGGAAGGAACAAGAACAAGAGGAAGGCAUAUCAAAAUGAAUGCCCCGUUCAUCACGGUUCUACGACUUUCCCCUAUGAACGAAUAUUAAGGGAGAGAGUCAGGGAGGGCCAUGCUGAGGUGUUCGUGCGCUGGUCUCCUUGCUCUGGAUGUGGGGCCAAGUGGGAGGACACCUGGGAGCCUAAAGAAAAUUUUAAAUAAAAUAAAAAAAACUAAAAACAGUUCAGUCGUGGUU
Messenger RNA from Centropristis striata (black sea bass), 1227 nucleotides. RefSeq lists its product as uncharacterized. Lineage: Eukaryota; Metazoa; Chordata; Actinopteri; Perciformes; Serranidae. The record is from RefSeq and is a predicted model, not a curated record. The transcript has 7 exons. The coding region runs from base 129 to 1193 and encodes 354 amino acids.